Helicoverpa zea (corn earworm) is the source of this 2385-nucleotide messenger RNA. Its product is annotated as juvenile hormone esterase-like. Lineage: Eukaryota; Metazoa; Arthropoda; Insecta; Lepidoptera; Noctuidae. The record is from RefSeq and is a predicted model, not a curated record. The transcript is spliced from 3 exons. Bases 370 to 2046 code for a protein of 558 amino acids.
AUACCUACCUAUGUUCAAACAGAAACGUCCUGAAUCAGUUGCCAUAACGACUCUGAUCUUACCUUAAACUGUCUGUCACAUAAUAAAUAAAUAUGUGUAGCAUUGAGUAAACAUAAACUUAUCAUGCUUCCAUAAUCACAUAGGUAUAAAUGUGUAGAUAAUAAGAUAAGUACCUACUGACGCUUUUGAUUGAUAUAUAAACGCUUGCCCUACUCAUCCUCGGCAGUAUAAAUUAGAAGAUAUACUCAUUCUGACGUAACCGCAGACUUUGACCGCAGAAUUAUAAUAAUAAAUGCUAGAGAUUUAUGUAAAGUAUAAAUAAACACAAACAGAGAAACGGAUAUUAAUUACGAGUUACUAAGUGGUGUAAUGAUGAAGUGGUGGACGUGUGUGGUGUUCAUGUGCGCGGCCGUGCUGGCUGACGACGAAUGGCGCGAGGUGAGGACUGCGCAAGGGCCGGUGCGCGGGCGCAAGCACCCCACUGAAGAUAUAUACACCUUCUACAAUAUACCUUACGCCACCGCGCCCACGGGAAAAAAUAAGUUCAAGGCUCCUCUCCCUCCACCAGUAUGGUCGGAAACGUUUGACGCAGUUGACGAGUACGUGAUAUGUCCACAGGCUAAAUCACCAUGGGAUAUGUUGAUGCCAAAGAAUCGAGUGGUAAAAGAAAAUUGUCUCAUAGCCAAUGUCUAUGUACCAAACACGAAAGAGAAAAAUCUUUCUGUCUUAGUGAUUGUUCACGGAGGAGCAUUUUUAAUGGGUAGCGGUGAACAACUUAAAGGAACAAAAUUUAUGAACACAAAAGAUUUUAUUAUAGUCACAUUUAACUACCGACUUGGCAUUCACGGCUUCCUAUGUCUGGGCACUGAGGACGUGCCAGGCAAUGCUGGCAUGAAGGACCAGGUGGCGCUGCUGCGCUGGGUGCAGAAGAACAUCGCCAGCUUCGGCGGUAACCCUGAUGAUGUUACUAUUGACGGGUACAGCGCGGGUUCUGUCUCAGUAGAUCUGUUAAUGUUGUCUAAGUCAGCAGAAGGACUAUUCCAAAGAGUCAUACCUGAAAGUGGAGGAAACCUGGCAGCUCUUGCAAUCCAGCGAGAUCCUGUAGAGAUUGCAAAAACGCAUGCUAGGAAGUUGAACUUCACUAAUGUAGAUGAUAUCUACGCUUUAGAAGAUUUCUAUAGGAAAGCUCCAUUGGAGCUAUUAUUAACCCCAGAUGACUUAUUUGAUAGGACAGAUUCCAUAUUCAAGUUUUCACCGUGUGUAGAACGUGACACAGGAGACGGAGCGUUCCUAACUGAAUCACCUCUGACUAUACUCAAGAGUGGCAACUACAGAAAAGUACCACUAUUAUAUGGUUUCGCAAAUAUGGAAGGGUUGUUACGCAUUGGUUUCUUUGAUAUCUGGAAGCAUAAGAUGAAUGAAAAGUUUUCUGAUUUCUUGCCACCUGACUUAAAGUUUGAUUCUGACGAAGAAAGAGAAGAAGUGGCAAAUAAAAUAAAGAAGUUUUACUUUGGUGACAAGCCAGUCGACAAUGACAAUAUUUUAAAAUACGUUGAUUUCUUCUCGGACGUCAUCUUUGCUUAUCCCAUGCUUAGAGCUGUAAAGUUGCACGCGGAGGCUGGCAACAAUCAAGUAUAUUUGUAUGAAUAUAGUUUUGUGGAUGAGGACAUUCCCCUGGUACCUUACACUAAUGUACGAGGAGCUGACCAUUGUGCUCAGUCAAUGGCUUUAUUUGAUGGAAAAAAUUUGACUCAAUCAGAUGAGUCUCAAGCGACCCCGGAGUAUCAGAAUAUGAUGAAGAUUAUUCGCGAAAUCUGGCAUAAUUUUCUUAAAACAGGAGUGCCAGUGCCAGAGGGGUCUCGGCUGCCGGCGUGGCCGGCGGCGGGCGCGGACCGGGCGCCGCACUUGUCGCUGGGCGAGCGGCUGGAGCUGCGCGGCGCGCUGCUGGCGGAGCGCACGCGCUUCUGGGAUGACAUCUACCAGAGAUACUACCGGGACGCGGUGCCGCCGCCGAAACCGCCGCCUAGACCACGCAACGAGUUGUAGAAUAGUAGUUGCGUAUAUCGUUUUCACUCGUUGUAAGAGAAUUCAUCCAUUCUGUCCUUUGUAACAACUUUGUUGUAAUUUAGACAAUUCUAUGAAUUUCAGAAGUUGAAAGUUGUAUGUCAUUGAUUGAAAAUAAUAAUACCUAUUGAAUUUCUUUUUUAUGUAGGUAGUAUUAUAAAAGAUGAGGCGUCUCAUUAAAAUAAGAUUAUCAGAUAUAUUGUUUUGCUGAGAUCCUGGUUUUCCGGAUUAAGUUUUUAUUGAAUAUUUUUUUAUAGGAAUACGUUGCUAAUUUGAAGAAAUCUUAAACCUUAAAAAAAAUAAAAUUUAUUUUUACCUAAA